UCCCUCUUUUUUCUGUGAAGAUUGAAGAAAACCCAUUCUUCUUGUUGAAGUUGAACAGAAGAAAGAGACAGCCGAGAGCCGCCACUUAGACUUAGAGAGGGCACCGAACGAGUUAGUUACGCGACGUUUCAUCCAUCCAUAUCCCUUAAGGUUUAAGCAAUCGUAGCAGGUUUCUUAAACGAAGGCCUUCAUGAAGAUUAGAUGAUGAAAAGUUGAAUCAAAAUUACAACCUUGAGGUUUUGCUAGCUGUUCCGCAUCUCUUUCAGGUUCUGGAUUAUCGGGAGGGGCAAGUACCCCAUUGGUUACGCAACUCUAAACCUCUAAUUUCUCUUGUUUCCUCAUUUCUAAGUUCUUCAGAUCAAAUGAUUCAUGUGAAGAAAAACAAAGACGGAGCAUCCAAAUUCUAAAUUGAAGUCUUCUUCUUUGCCGAGCUCUUUCGGAGAUGGCGAUUUCCCACCAAGAAGGGUUACUGGGGAGAGGCGAUGAUGAACCGGAUAGCUUCGUUGUGGAUAUGGAAAGAUUGUGCCAUGGCACUGAUAAAGACAUCUCCCCUAAUUCAAGGAUCACUAGAAGCUUUUCCCGAAAAGGAACACACAAGGGAGAGAGGAAGAGUAAUGCUACCAUAGCUGCUAGUAACGACAAAGCCACAGAUACUGUGGCAACUAAUGGGGAUAUCUCCUUCAGAGGAGAUGGUGGUGUUAUCGAUGUCAACUUGGCUGAAAAGUCAACCACUGUUCCAAGGGGGACUGCAUCAGUAGAGCCCACGAACAAGCAAGCACGAGCAAUGAGGAUGGUAAUGAACAAUGAGAACAGAGCCAUUAGUAGUCCUAGAAGACACGGUGCUAAGAGGCCAUUGGCUGCUUGGCUCAUCGGCCCACGGACGGUCCUUGCCUUCUUCGCCACUUUGUCAAGCAUGGGAACUAUACUACUGAUCUACUUCACGCUUUCCAUGGCCAAACAUGGUGAAGACGAUCCCUCUCCAGCUCUGAUACAGUGAAGAAACCGAUAGCCAAUACAAAGGAGUCCUUACCCCUCAUUUUGAGUCCGGAUCAGUCCCUGUACUCUUUCUCAUUUUUUCUGUUUUAGAUUUUUCUUUGGGGUUGUGGAAAAUCUCAGAUAUGUACUUAAUGGAAAAUGUCGUCUUCACGAUGGUGAGAAAAGACUAGGAAAUACCAAAAAUGUAAUCUUCAUUUUGUUUUGAGUAGAGAGAAGGGGAGGCGGAGUAAGGGGGAUAGUGAGAGAUGAAGACAUGGAGGAGAUAUGGCAAUGUCACAAGAAAUAGAGUAUAUAAGAUACAUAAGAGUGAAGAGGAGCGUGAAGAGGAUUUCACUUUCUACCAUAAAAAAGUGAAAAGAGGUAUGUAUACAUAUAUAUAUAUAUAUAUAUAUAUAUAAAAGCAAAAGGGACAGGUGUUGGAUCCUCACAUGUAAAUCGAAGUGAACGUAUGUGAAGGUUGUGCAGCAGAUUCAAAUUCAUCCUUGUUGGCAUCAGUUACCAUCAUAAGCUAUACAGUUGAGGUAAUGCAAUUAUGUUGAUGGCUUAGAGUGAAGUACUUAUUAUUAGAGUUUUGUAGUUCGUCUGAGUGCCAAGGGUGCCACUGUGUACAGAUGAGAUACACUGUCCAUUGGCAAAAUCUGGGUUUAGAGUUUUUUCCAUUUCACUCUUUUUGUUUUGGGGUGGAGGCGCUCUAGUUCGUUGUAGAUUCUUAUCCAGGACUUAUAUCAUUUACUGAUGCUAUGUGAAUCACUUUUUUUUAGUAA
Macadamia integrifolia is the source of this 1760-nucleotide messenger RNA. RefSeq lists its product as uncharacterized. NCBI's taxonomy places the organism in Eukaryota, Viridiplantae, Streptophyta, Magnoliopsida, Proteales, Proteaceae. The transcript is spliced from 6 exons. The record is from RefSeq and is a predicted model, not a curated record. Bases 443 to 997 code for a protein of 184 amino acids.